Gadus morhua (Atlantic cod) is the source of this 2023-nucleotide messenger RNA. RefSeq names its product small RNA binding exonuclease protection factor La (gene ssb). The coding region runs from base 151 to 1359 and encodes 402 amino acids. The record is from RefSeq and is a predicted model, not a curated record. Gene Ontology annotation, molecular function: mRNA binding. NCBI's taxonomy places the organism in Eukaryota, Metazoa, Chordata, Actinopteri, Gadiformes, Gadidae. Gene Ontology annotation, cellular component: cytoplasmic stress granule; ribonucleoprotein complex; cytosol. The transcript is spliced from 12 exons. Gene Ontology annotation, biological process: tRNA processing; positive regulation of translation.
GCCUAAACAAUUUGCCUUUUGACCAAUGCAGCUUUCCGUAGCACGCCACGCCGUUUUAACAACGUGCGGAUAGUGUGGUGAGCAAGCAUUGCUUCUGGUUGGGUUAGAAGCUAAAUCUCACACAACGUAUCAACGCAUAAAGUCGAAAUAAUGGCAGAUAUGACUCCGACUGAGGGGAAGGUGGUUCGACAAAUCGAGUAUUACUUUGGAGAUCACAACCUCCCAAGAGACAAAUUCCUCAAAGAGCAGUUGCAGCUGGAUGAUGGCUGGGUGAAGGUCGAUACGAUGCUUCAGUUUAACAGGCUAAAGAGUUUAACCACCGAUAGCGCCGUUAUCAUUGGAGCCCUACAGAAAUCCAAGACUGGCCUCCUGGAAAUAAGCGAAGACAAAACUAAAAUCAGGAGGUCGGCAGAGAAGCCCAUCCCUGAAAUAAACGAGGAUUACAAAGAUGCCAUGAAAAAUAAAUCGGUGUACAUUAAAGGGUUCCCCUUGGAAACUACCCUGGAUGAGAUUCUGGAGUGGACGACUGGAAAAGGCCAGGCAGAAAAUAUUCAAAUGAGGCGAAAUCUGCAACGGCAAUUCAAGGGAUCUGUGUUCCUCUGCUUCGACACGGAGGAAGCGGCCAAGGCGUUUCUUGGACGUGAAGAUAUAAAAUCCUUUAAGGAUAACGAGCUUCUAGUCCUCUCAAGGGAAGCCUAUCACGCCAAAAAGGCAGAGGAAAGAAAACAGCACAAGGCCGAGUCCAAAGCCAAAGCCAAACACAACAAGGAUGAAACAGAAAAACAGACUGAGGAAAAGGAAAUGGGUCUGCUUCUGGAGGAACAGACUGGCUGCCUGCUCAAGUUCUCUGGAGAACUUGACCAAGUCUCAAGAGAGGACUUCCACACAUUGUUCUCCGGACACGGAAAAAUAAAAUGGGUUGACUUCACAAGAGGAGCAAAGGAGGGUACACUGCUGUUUGACGGGAAAGCAAAGGAAGCUUUGGAUAAGGCGACAGAGGCCAAAGGAGGAACGUUGCAAAUCAAGGAGGACGAUGUUGCAUGGGAGUUGCUGGAGGGCGAUGUCGAGAAGGAAGUUUUGAAAAAGAUGAUUCAAGCUCAGCAAGAGUCGUACACCCGAACAAAGGGCAGAGGUAGAGAAAAGUUUGGAGGCAGGGGAGGAGGAAGAGGAGGGGGUCGGCGAGGAGGACGUGGCCGGGGGGGCAGGGAUCAGAACAGAUCUCACUUCCAAGGGAAAAAGACUAAAUUUGAGGACGACAACGGAGACGAUGGCCCCCCAAGCCCCAAGAAGAGAGCACGAGAAGACGCCAGUGCUGACGCCCCCGAAGCAAAGGUUACAAAGACCGAAAAUGGAUCUUAGUUUCAACACUCAGAGAACUACAAUUUUCUUUUGAACAUUUAUUAGGGAUAUAAAACAAAGCCGUUUACUCAAAUCCAUUCCGGCAACAAUCAUGAUUUGGAGAAGCGUAGAAAAUCCACGUGGAUGUCGACCUGGAGGACGAGUUGGAAAUGUAAACUUGGCGUUAGUUUUUGGUGUUUUCAGCCCCAAUAUAUUGUGCCUCUUGCACUUGUAUCCCGUAUUUUCUAAAACUGCCUUAGUUUGUCACUUAACCUGAACAUAUGCUAAACAGACCUUAAUUUUUUUUUUCUUUAGAAAAGGUAUGCAUGGCAGUUAUUACGUUUGCCAUUUGUUUUCAUGUUGCAUAAGUGGUUAAAAAGUUAAAAAGCACCACAUUAAGUUUUACCUGAAAAUAAAAAACUUAUUUUAUGAAAGCUAGUAUCUCAGGAUCUGUUUCAUGACGUUUAUAUAAUCAAACUAGACUUAUGUUGAACACGGGUAAAUGCACACAUUUUCUUUCAGUCUAUUGGAUUAUAGCUUACCGAUUUCUUUUUGUGGAACUUGUAUGAAGCCGGCAGAUCGUACCUUAGUUCUGUCCAUGGAUGAGAAGGAAAAUUAAGCAUUUGAUUUUGCCAUCCUAUUGAAUGCUUAGAAAUAUACUAACCUGCGACAAGUUCCAUCUUCA